UGCACAUGUACAAACAACAGCCCAGCCCCAUAGCACUGCACUGCCAGCUGUUCGCAGUUAGGCAGUGGGGCCUGAACUGAGGAGGAGGCCGGUUACUGUAGUCAUGCUGAGGCAGUUGGAACUUGGUGCCCUCGGCUUGGCCUUUGUGGGGUGGAUCUGUGCCAUCCUGACCCGUUGCCUGGCCCUGUGGAAUGUGAGUGGCACUGUGGACAACGCUACAGCCACUCUGCCUGCCUACUGGGACGGGGUGUGGCUGCAGUGGGAUCAUUGGGACCUGGCUCACGAUGGAAGCCUGCACUGCUCAUUCUACCAAACUCUUAUGUCUCUUUCUGGAAGUUUCCGCACAUGGAGAUCUCUCAUCACAGCAGCAAUCGUAGCAGGGGGUUUUGCUGUGGUCAUCAGUGCAGUGGGGGCUGUGUGGUUUCCUCACCGUAACCAGAUUAAAGUCUUUUCCGGUGGCAUUUUUGUUUUGUCUGGAAUCCUGCUUUUGGUUCCCACAGCAUGGACAUGCCAUCACACCAGUCAGUCACUAGAGGGAGCUAUACACUUGAGAAGAGACUGGGGACCUGCGUUGUACUUGGGGUGGAUCUCAUUUGUUUUGCUGAUAGUGGGGGGAGUGUUUCUGACCACCAGGUGUCCAACAACUCAGAGCCAAGGAGAGCACACCGAAGUUGCCACUGCCCCCCUUCACGAGGAGGAUUCCAAUCAUCCCCUCAGCAGGAUCAACCGGGCCACAUUCACUAACAGCCAAAUACAACGUGGGGCAGGACCAGUCUGAGCUUGCUUUACCCAUUUUAAAGGAUUAAACCAAGAACAAAUAAUAUAUGCACAAGUUGGAUCAUUUAUGUGGGAACCCCCCCCCCUUAAGAGAAUGCAUGUUUAGUGGUGUGUGAUAAUGAAAUGUAGGUAGAACCCUUUUUUUUUGGUUUUGUUUUUACUCUGCAGACU
Molecule: messenger RNA, 948 nt
Organism: Periophthalmus magnuspinnatus
Lineage: Eukaryota; Metazoa; Chordata; Actinopteri; Gobiiformes; Gobiidae
Product: claudin-4-like
Exons: 1
Coding region: 104-778 (224 amino acids)
Biological process (GO): cell adhesion; bicellular tight junction assembly
Cellular component (GO): plasma membrane; bicellular tight junction
Molecular function (GO): structural molecule activity
Source: RefSeq, a predicted model, not a curated record